AUGGAAGUGACGAUAGUGAAGGAAGUGGAUGAUAUGGGAAGAGAGGUUGAAAAGGAGAUGUGCGACUUAUCAACAUCCUCAGUCCCCUAUGGCCUCUUGUUGGUCUUAUAUAUUCUCUACGACCUGUACUUCCUGGUACCACUGUGCAUCCUGGGACUGGUCUCCAUCCUGAUUGGACGGACUCUGAGGCUCCGUACACAAAUCAGCCAUAAACACAAGAGUCACCAACACGCAGUCAAGAUGCUGGGAGUGAUCUUCUUGGCCUUCGUUGUGUGCUGGCUGCCCUACAUCAUUCGUCUGACCAUAGUCAAUGUUUCUUUUAGAGCGGGUCUUAACAUUUCAUUGAUAAUCUUCAGCCUUUUUGGAAACACACUGACUCUUCUGGUGGUUUGGCUUCGCCCAAAUAUGAGACGCUCCACCUACCUCUACCUGAGCAGCAUGGCUGUUAGUGACGUGCUGAUACUCCUGCUGCUGGCUCUGGAUAUAUUGCAGUUCUGGAUAGACUGGAAUUUAGGAGUCUUCAUUUGUAAACUGACCAUGCUCCUGUCACAGUGCUGCAGUUUCUGCACCAUCCUCCACAUCACCUUUCUCUCCCUGGAGAGGUACCUGCUUGUCUGCUGGCCAAUCACUUCCAAGACCCUGGUGACACGUCGCAGAACCAGGGCUCUCAUUGGCUGCCUCUGGCUGGGAGCGGCUGUCGGUGCAGCACCAUUUUUGGCCAUGACGGAAGUGGAUUAUAUGGGAAAAGAGGAAGAAAUCAAAGUGUGCAGAUUAUCAAUAUCCUCAGUCCCCUCUGGCCUCAUGUGGGCCUUAUUAAUUCUCUACGACCUGUACUUCCUGGUACCCCUGUGCAUCCUGGGACUGGUCUUUAUCCUGAUUGGACGGACUCUGAGGCUCUGUCCACAAAGCAGCCGUAAAGACAAGAGUCACCAACAUGCAGUCAAGAUGCUGGUUUGGUCCAUGUCCCACCUUUUACCAUCAAGGAAGCAGGCAGUCGAGGUGUAG
Limanda limanda (common dab) is the source of this 1005-nucleotide messenger RNA. RefSeq names its product growth hormone secretagogue receptor type 1-like. The coding region runs from base 1 to 1005 and encodes 334 amino acids. NCBI's taxonomy places the organism in Eukaryota, Metazoa, Chordata, Actinopteri, Pleuronectiformes, Pleuronectidae. The transcript is spliced from 5 exons. Gene Ontology annotation, molecular function: growth hormone secretagogue receptor activity. The record is from RefSeq and is a predicted model, not a curated record. Gene Ontology annotation, biological process: G protein-coupled receptor signaling pathway; hormone-mediated signaling pathway. Gene Ontology annotation, cellular component: plasma membrane.